Messenger RNA from Ictalurus punctatus (channel catfish), 2384 nucleotides. RefSeq names its product exocyst complex component 7 (gene exoc7). Gene Ontology annotation, biological process: exocytosis. The record is from RefSeq and is a predicted model, not a curated record. The transcript is spliced from 21 exons. Gene Ontology annotation, cellular component: exocyst. Lineage: Eukaryota; Metazoa; Chordata; Actinopteri; Siluriformes; Ictaluridae. Bases 114 to 2243 code for a protein of 709 amino acids. Gene Ontology annotation, molecular function: phosphatidylinositol-4,5-bisphosphate binding.
GCUCCGCGCAUGCGCAGCUCCUCCUCAGCUCGGGCAGUGACCAGGGGAAGGCCGGGGAGAUUGUUUUGGAAUCAUUUAUAGUGAAUUAAUUUAAUUCUCACAGUUUCUUCAUCAUGAUUCCCACCGAGGACGCGUCCGCCAGGAAGAGAGAGAUCGAGGAGAAAUUAAAACAGGAACAAGAGACGCUGUCGUUUAUUCGUGAGAAUCUGGAAAAGAGCGACCAGCUCACUAAAGGAAUGGUGUCAAUCCUGUCGUCGUUCGAGAGUCGGCUCAUGGCUCUGGAGAACUCCAUCAUCCCGGUUCACAAGCAGACCGAGAACCUGCAGCGCCUUCAGGAAAACGUCGACAAGACGCUCUUCUGCCUCGACCACGUCAUCAGCUACUACCACGUCGCCAAGGAUACGGAUAAAAUCAUCAGGGAGGGACCCACUGGGCGGUUGAACGAGUAUCUCGCCUGCAUCGCCAAGAUCCAGAAAGCUGUGGAAUAUUUUCAGGAUAACAAUCCCGACAGUCCUGAGCUCAACACUGUGAAAGUGCGGUUUGAGAAGGGUAAAGAGCAGCUGGAGGCGGAGUUUCGUGCCCUGCUGACACGCUACAGUAAGCCGGUCCCGCCCGUGCUGAUCUUGGACGCGAUUGGUGGGGACGAGGAGCUGGAGGGCGAGGUCACGCUGGAGCAUCUUCCCGAGGCCGUGCUGCAGGACGUCAUCUGCAUCGCCGGGUGGCUGGUGGAGUACGGGCGGAACCAGGACUUCAUGAACGUUUAUUACCAGAUCCGUUCCAGUCAGCUGGAUCGCUCCAUUAAGGGUCUGAAGGAACAUUUCCGUAAGAACAGCGCCUCCUCUGCGCUGCUUUACUCCCCCGCGGUGCAGACCAAACGCAAGGACACGCCCACCAAAAAGGUUCCGAAGCGACCAGUUUACAUCCCAGGGACGAUCCGUAAAGCUCAGAACCUGCUGAAACAGUACUCUCAGCAUGGCCUGGAUGGGAAAAAGGCCUCUAACCUCACUCCUCUAGAAGGUUACGAUCACGAGCCGCGCGGGGUUAAGCAUCUGUCGGACACACUGAGCGACAAGCACGGGGCCUCAGCAGGGAAAGAUGAUGUGAUGGACGUGGAGAUCGACUCGUAUAUCCACUGCAUCAGUGCGUUUGUGAAGCUGGCGCAGAGCGAGUACACUUUACUGACCGAGAUCAUUCCUGAACAUCACCAGAAGAAAACCUUCGACUUGCUCAUCCAGGAGGCGUUAGAUAACCUGAUGCUGGAUGGUGACAACAUCGUAGCAGCCGCACGCAGAGCCAUAAUGAGGCACGAUUACUCCGCAGUGCUCACCAUCUUCCCCAUCCUCCGCCACCUCAAACACACCAAACCUGACUUCGACACCACACUGCAGGGGACGACGGCGCGCACUAAGAACAAACUGCCGACUCUGAUCACGUCCAUGGAGACCACCGGAGCCAAAGCGCUGGAGGAGUUCGCCGACAGCAUCAAGAAUGAUCCGGAUAAAGAGUAUAACAUGCCGAAAGACGGAACUGUGCACGAGCUCACCAGUAACGCCAUUCUGUUCCUGCAGCAGUUGUUGGAUUUCCAGGAGACGGCCGGAGCGAUGUUAGCCUCUCAGGAAACGAGCUCAUCAGCCAGCAGCUACAGCUCCGAGUUCAGCCGCAGACUCCUCAGCACCUACAUCUGUAAAGUGCUGGGAAACCUGCAGCUGAAUCUGCUGAGUAAAUCUAAAGUGUAUGAGGAUCAGGCUCUGAGCGCCAUCUUCCUCCACAACAACUACAACUACAUCCUCAAAUCUCUGGAGAAGUCAGAGCUGAUUCAGUUGGUGGCAGUGACGCAGAAGAAGGCAGAGAGUUCCUACAGAGAAUUGAUCCAACAGCAGAUUCAGACCUACCAGCGCAGCUGGAUGAAGGUGACGGACCACCUCACAGAGAGGAACCUGCCAGCACUACAACCUGGAACCAAGUUGAAAGACAAAGAGCGUCAGGUGAUCAAAGAUAAAUUUAAGGGUUUUAAUGACAGUCUGGAGGAGUUGUGUAAGAUUCAGAAGGUGUGGGCGAUUCCUGAUAAAGAACAGCGUGAUGCGAUUAGACACGCCCAGAAAAAGCUCAUCUCUGACGCAUACAGAGCCUUCCUACACAGGUGUGCGAACAUGCCAUUCACAAAGAACCCAGAGAAGUACAAUAAAUACACACCGGAGCAUGUGGAGGACAUGAUCGACAAGCUGUUCGACACCUCUGCCUAAACCCCGCCCACUACACGCCCACUUGUUGUAGCCACCCCCUCACUUCCUGUUUCCUGCUGCACUACAAUGUGUCUUGUCUCUGUGUUAAAUCUGUAAAUACGCCUAGUUUAAUGUUCAAUAAAGAAUUUCACUAGACAAGAA